AUGAAGGGUUCAUCAGUUAUGUUCAAUGAAGCGGGAAGAAGUAUCGAGUCCAGCUGUCUGAUUUUUAAAAAUAAAACGUGGACACGGUGUUACUUAUUAUGUUCACAACCGAAUGACAUCAGUGUCGUUGUGCUCUAUAUUUACAAAAAUCAUAAGCGACGUUUAAAAAAUAGCGAAACAUCAGCGAUCUCACUUGGUACCUUCGUAGGCUUGGAAACUGGUUUUGAGUUGAAAAAGCAGAAUAAUACAAUGUGUGUUAUUACGCAACUAGAUAUUUUGACUGUUUCGUUCCAAACAGCUGAAAUACUAACAAUGUGGGAGACUUGGAUUUAUCAUACGUGCUUCAAAGGUUCACUAUUUUAUGCACAGCUGGUGGGUGCACCCGAAUCAAGUCGUGCAUAUGACUCGUUAAAUUGCGAAGUUCGAUUGCAUAUCCAUGAUGGCCGGAUAGCACUUGUUGAUGGCUAUCCACAACGUCUGAUUGGUUUCUGGUUUCUGAACGAAAUCAUUCGGGUUUGUUUUAACGACAAUAAGUUGCAAUUCUUCGCAAAUGAUAGAAGUGGUUUGGAUGAUGGCAUGUAUUCUCUGGUUUGUGGACGAAUACAGCUCCUCGAGAAGCACUACAAUUUAGCUAAUAAACCUGGAUUACUUACCGCAUUCUUGAAGCAGAAAGAAGGUGAUGGAUUAUGGUAUGAGGAUAAAUUCACUGAUUCUUCAAAAAUGGUAAUCCAGCAUUCCAGUAUGUGUAACAUUCAAAACUCUGAAACGAAUCAUUUUCGCCUUUCCAGUGUACGUAGAACUUCGAGCCAAAAAUCAAAAACAUCAGGUACUUUUCCUUCACAUUCAGUUCUCGACACUAUUCCAAUGUCCCCAACUGAUGCAUCUGCUUCAUAUGUCAAUGUGCUGACCGAUUCCAGAUUUCUUCCGUUAUCUAAUGCACCAUCGAUGGUAUCGUGUUGUGUGCCGUAUGUAAAUGAUAUAGGUGAGGAAUGCCAGCACUCGCAGAGUGAACCUUCCGUUUUAUCCGCCGGUCACUGGGAUAGAUCAUCCGAUGUCCUCCUCAAUUCACCCACCAAGGAUCGCAAUAUUCCAGUAUUCUCGACGACCAGUACGUCAACUAAAUGCUUAUCACGUGCAGAUAGUUGGCCAAGACCAAUGACUAAUGAAACCAUCCGAGGGAGAGAAAUGUCUGUGCGUACUCGGAAAUGGUGUGCCAUUAACGGUAGAGAAACUAAAGGACGAUUUGUGAAGCAAGAAAAAAAAAGUGCUGGGAGCAAACCUUAUGAAUGUGGCAGCUUUCGGGGACAAUCUGAACGUCUCCCAAAACGUUCAAGGUCAUUGGGAAUGGAAUCUAAAUAUUUAAAUUCAUCACGAGAGAGAAAUUGGAACCGCGCAAAACGCAUUAUCGGUGGUGUGAGAAAAUCGAUUAAUGAUUUAAAUGCUUGUAAAUUUUCGUCAUCACUGGAUAAAUUAGCAUUACCGUCAGUGUUGCAUCAUGAAGCAGUGGCAGUGGCAUCAUCAUCCAAUGAUGACACUAACCAAGUUGAUCGAGUAAUACCUGAUGGUUUGCAGGAACUAGAAUUCACAACCCAAGGUUUUGCCUCAUCAUUAUCUUCGCAAUCUAUGAAUAGAUUACCUGGCCUAAUCAAAUUACCACCCAGAAAAUUUAGCCUUAUACGUGCUCGUCAUAUACCCACUAAAAGCCUGCAAAAUUCGAUUUCAGGUUCAUUUUCGAAGUAUGACGGUGAACGAUCCGCGAAUCAUUUCAAUCUAGAAGAUGCCAAAUGCACGGGACUUGUGGUUGACAGUAUCGAAUCGGCAGUGGAGAAGAGUCGAGCUCGUUUACUUGAAGCUGAACGGCGAAAUUCGGGUUUUACUGACAGAACAAGUCCAACAACUUCGUCUAGCCGUUCAGGCUGGACAGCACUGUCAGAAAACAUGGAAAUACCGUCGACUGCGUCAACUAUCGGUCCUUCUCACGUUACUGAAUCUUGUUUACUGAACUACGAUCAGAAAUCUCCAGUAAAAACUGUUGUACCAACCGUCAAUGAAUGCUGCAAUUCUUUGAACUUUUCGAUGACAUCUGAUCGACAAUCUAUCAAAAAUGAAAGCCUUUCUCCAAUUUCAGUGAGAACAGAUAUGGAACUGUCAAGGAAGGAGCCAUCCAGGGUUGGAAGUUUGAAGAGUUCUUUAACAGCUGCAAAGGAGAUGAAUGCAGAAAAACCCCAGCCAAUACUACUGUGCACAGCAGCGGCCUCACUUUCAGGAAGUUACUGUAAUUUGGAAACUAAAGUUAGAAGAAAUCUACCGCAAAAAUCAGCCGAAGCUUCGCGUACGGUUUAUGUACAAAUCGAUCCUGUGGCUACACUUGGCGCGACACAGACCCAACAAACAAUGAUGAGAGAUCGUGCACGCGUUGGCAACUUAAUUAAAAAUAAACACUUUUCCAGUCAAAAUAACGUGGAAAGCAAAGAUCGAAGUGAUGAAGGAUGUAACAGAAGUGGUUUUUUUACCCGUCGUUUGUGGCGGAAAUUGCCAAUGUCGAAGUCAUAUUCUGAUCUCCGUUUCUGA
This is a messenger RNA of Brugia pahangi, 2571 nucleotides long. The record is from the annotation of a GenBank genome assembly. NCBI's taxonomy places the organism in Eukaryota, Metazoa, Nematoda, Chromadorea, Rhabditida, Onchocercidae.